AGGAAGUAAACAAACGUAAGGACUCUCAACGAGUGAUGUUCCUGUGUUUGUUUGCUAGCUUUUUAACAUAAUGUCGUUUUUUGUAUUAUUUAAAUAACACUAAUGAUUAAACCAUUGUUUCCACAGUCAUUGUGUGUAGUAGUGCAACGCUGUGUCUAGUCUUGACAAGACGGACUGGUGCUACUCGUGCAACGAUGGGGGUGACCUCCUCUCAGCAGGUCCUGAUCGCGUUUUCUUUGGUGAUGUUUGCCUUCGUGAUUUUCCCUAGAAUGUCCGGAGGUGGAACUAAAGAUGCGAGAGCGUUCGAUGCCCAUCAGCCAAGAAAAGUUGAGCUGGGCCCUGGAAGAGGGCACCAUUCCAGCAUGAAUGCAGACGGCUCUAAGAGCCAAUCAUUUGAAAGCAUGCAACAAAUGAGAAAAGUCAUGGAGCAAGAAAUGAAGAAUGAAAAAUACAAGGCAAACAACAAAGGAUUUGUGUUCACACUUAUGCCACUCUAUGCAGUUGGAGUUGCUGUCUUUGCAGUGUACAAGUUUCUUAAGAUAAAGUCACAAGAUGAGAUGGGAGCAGUCAAGAGGGAAACUUCUAAAGGGACCAGAAAACCAGAAGACACAGAAAAUCAACUGCAUGAACUGGAGCAAAGGCUGUCCCAGACAGAAAAGAUGCUGAACUCCAUACUGACCCAGCUAGAUCCAUUAACUAACUGUGUUGAAUCCGUGGCCUCUGAACAGAAGAACGAGAUUAUGGUGCAGCUCCAGUCCAUCAGACAGCUGAUGAGAAAGCGAGGCAUGAAUAGACCCCAGCUAAACACUGAAGAACCAACAUGCGAUAAGAAGCUUGAAGACCUCAUCCAGUCACUAAAGGAAAGUGAGACCGAAUGCAAUGCGAAGGAGGGUGAGGAGAUCAGUGAUAGCGAAGAAAAUCUGUUGGAGGAUCCCAAUGCAGACGAAGUUCUGAGUGACAUUUGUGAAAAUGAAGAUGAUGAAUCUAAAGAGGACGAUCUCGGCGUCGUCUCCAGUGAAACUCAAAAUGAAGAUGUGGAGGCUACUCAAAGUGUCUCUGAAGAGCUGGAGGAGAGGGGACUACGAAGGCGCAACAAGCGUGAAUGAUCAGUGGUGUAUUCUGCUUUUAGAAAUACUAUUUUAAAGAAUUUGCCUUUUUCUUGGAUGGUGAAAAAAAAGCAUAAUAUUGCAAGUAUCAAUAGAGCUGUGCACUAUUAACAUGGUUUUAUAUAUUUUGAAUGUACUCUAUCUCAGCUCCAUGGCACAAUAAUGAAUCUGCACCUGGGAUGCAAUCUGGAGAAAUUGGGCUUCAUUUAUUUAUUCAUUUUUAAUUGUAAAGAUCAGGUUCCUGCAGGCUGUAAAACAAAACACAAUAUAUUUUCUUCAGGGAAAACUAGAGAACUAAACAAAAAUAGCAGUAGUGAAGUGGUUAAGUUCUUCACUUCUACAGGUUGAUAAGGACACUAUUGAGAAUCAGAUUCCGAGGGUAUACAGUACUCAUCAUACAUGCACUAUUGAGAAUCAGAUUUCGAGGGUAUACAGUACUCAUCAUACAUGCACUAUUGAGAAUCAGAAUCCGAGGGUAUACAGUACUCAUCAUACAUGCACUAUUGAGAAUCAGAAUCCGUGGGUAUACAGUACUCAUCAUACAUGCACUAGUGAGAAUCAGAAUCCGAGGGUAUACAGUACUCAUCAUACAUGCACUAUUGAGAAUCAGAAUCCGUGGGUAUACAGUACUCAUCAUACAUGCACUAGUGAGAAUCAGAAUCCGAGGGUAUACAGUACUCAUCAUACAUGCACUAUUGAGAAUCAGAUUCCGUGGGUAUACAGUACUCAUCAUACAUGCACUAGUGAGAAUCAGAAUCCGAGGGUAUACAGUACUCAUCAUACAUGCACUAUUGAGAAUCAGAAUCCGUGGGUAUACAGUACUCAUCAUACAUGCACUAGUGAGAAUCAGAAUCCGAGGGUAUACAGUACUCAUCAUACAUGCACUAUUGAGAAUCAGAUUCCGAGGGUAUACAGUACUCAUCAUACAUGCACUAUUGAGAAUCAGAUUCCGUGGGUAUACAGUACUCAUCAUACAUGCACUAGUGAGAAUCAGAAUCCGAGGGUAUACAGUACUCAUCAUACAUGCACUAUUGAGAAUCAGAAUCCGAGGGUAUACAGUACUCAUCAUACAUGCACUAUUGAGAAUCAGAAUCCGAGGGUAUACAGUACUCAUCAUACAUGCACUAGUGAGAAUCAGAUUCCGAGGGUAUACAGUAUUCAUCAUAUAUGCACUAUUGAGAAUCAGAUUCCGAGGGUAUACAGUAAUCAUACAUGCACUAUUGAGAAUCAGAUUCCGAGGGUAUACAGUAAUCAUACAUGCACUAGUGAGAAUCAGAAUCCGAGGGUAUACAGUACUCAUCAUACAUGCACUAGUGAGAAUCAGAUUUCGAGGGUAUACAGUACUCAUCAUACAUGCACUAUUGAGAAUCAGAUUCCGAGGGUAUACAGUACUCAUCAUACAUGCACUAGUGAGAAUCAGAAUCCGAGGGUAUACAGUACUCAUCAUACAUGCACUAGUGAGAAUCAGAAUCCGAGGGUAUACAGUACUCAUCAUACAUGCACUAGUGAGAAUCAGAAUCCGAGGGUAUACAGUACUCAUCAUACAUGCACUAGUGAGAAUCAGAAUCCGAGGGUAUACAGUACUCAUCAUACAUGCACUAUUGAGAAUCAGAAUCCGAGGGUAUACAGUACUCAUCAUACAUGCACUAUUGAGAAUCAGAUUCCGUGGGUAUACAGUACUCAUCAUACAUGCACUAUUGAGAAUCAGAAUCCGAGGGUAUACAGUACUCAUCAUACAUGCACUAUUGAGAAUCAGAAUCCGAGGGUAUACAGUACUCAUCAUACAUGCACUAGUGAGAAUCAGAAUCCGUGGGUAUACAGUACUCAUCAUACAUGCACUAUUGAGAAUCAGAUUCCGUGGGUAUACAGUACUCAUCAUACAUGCACUAUUGAGAAUCAGAAUCCGAGGGUAUACAGUACUCAUCAUAUAUGCAUUAUGUAAAUGUUGGUCAUGGUGUUCUAAUUCUUCCUUGUUUUCUGUAAUAUAAAUGAUGUGCAUUGAUGCAUUUAAACUGUUUUGCUGUA
Acipenser ruthenus (sterlet) is the source of this 3131-nucleotide messenger RNA. RefSeq lists its product as uncharacterized. The transcript is spliced from 6 exons. Gene Ontology annotation, cellular component: intracellular membrane-bounded organelle; neuron projection; neuronal cell body. Bases 195 to 1106 code for a protein of 303 amino acids. Gene Ontology annotation, biological process: protein localization to cell surface; synaptic transmission, cholinergic. Lineage: Eukaryota; Metazoa; Chordata; Actinopteri; Acipenseriformes; Acipenseridae. The record is from RefSeq and is a predicted model, not a curated record.